UUCAUGAUAAUCCUGUCUAGUAAUAAUCAAGUGAACUCGACUUGAGAUUUCAGAGUAAAAUAAAAAUCCUGUUUUAAUGAUUACUUUUAAAGCCAGAGCAAUACACAGAAAACUGCAGUAAACAGUAUUGUAGGAUUGUUUAAAUAUCAAAAAUAGAAUGUGCGUCUGGGAGUUUUUCCACAUUGACAAACUAUUCAGGGUGACACAAAAUUAUAAAAUGAAUUGAUUCACUGUCAGUCACCAGGUGACAUUAAUAUGUCUUUUAGCUAAUUGUUCUCCCAGUGUGGUCUCUGGAUCACACCAAUCAGGAGAUGUCAACAGUGUUUCUACAGUCUCUGCCCCCUGUUGACGGUUAGGAUCUGGGUGGCAGGUGGUCAGGAUCCUGCUGAGUCCCAUGUUCCACACACACACAGACACAGACUGACAGGGAUUCAGUUCCAAUAUCCGUCUGAACAGUAGGCAUGCUUUUCUGGGCAGAUAUAAACAAACCUUCCAGUACAGGAACACGCAGCAGGUGGCACGUUUAGUCACACUGGUCAUAAGAUUAUUCUUUGUACACACAGUUCAGAAAUUUGUUGUGGGCAAGUGUAAAAAAAUAUAUUGUUGCCCUUCAUGGCUAAUGAGUACAUUUUUAAAUAACAAGAACAAUUUAGUUACAAAUAAUGAUGUAUUUUAUUUUAUUUAUAUCACACUUUAAGUAUAGUUUCCAGGUAGUGUACAGCAAUUUUCCUCGUGAGACGUCAUAUACACCAAGCACUAACUGAGAGAGACAACCUGAGAUUUUAUUGUGUCAUCCAUCCGUCAGCUGCUCCCUCUCCCUCCCUCCCUCCCCACCAUUUUACGUGACUCAGCAGCUGCCUCACACAGGAGGGUCCGUCCUCAAGUCCUCAGGCCACAACUUGAAAGCACUGAAAACAAUGAUGAGUUCAGCAAAAUCUGACUUUGUACAGAAAAUCCAUGAUUCUGUUUGUAUAUAUAUAUAUAGAGAGAGAGAGAGAGAGAGAGAGAGAGAGAGGGCAUCAAGGCAUUUCCAAGUUGCUGAAGUUCUUCAAAUUGAAUUGGUUUGUUUCUAAAACGUGUUUUGAAAUGACCAGUCUUUCUUUGUUCAGUGUAAAUGGAGGCUAAAAUCUUCACUCCAGAAAGAGCUCAUUGUUGGAGAGUUUCCCCUCUUCACCCUAGAGCUCUCCAGCUCCAGGCAACAUUCUGUCCUGAGAAAACCUAGUCAGUGGAAAUACAGUAGCCCAAUGUGUACAUGAGUGUGUCUUACAGGGAGAGGGGAAACUGCAUGAAGGAAUUUGACGAAGAAGCUACGACUGAAACACAGAGCCUAUCUUUGUUUCCCUGAGUGUACAACAGGGGGAACAGAGAUGGACAUUACAGUUUGUGUCCGGCAUCAGUCCGACUGUGGGCCUCGUUACAUCUGCUGCAUCCAAAACGGAGAUAAAAACCUGAUUGUGAAAUGAAGGCUUCACUCUCUGUUCUGUUCUCCCUGGUGUUUUGCUGGAGGGUUAAAUUUCGUCACCUCUCCAGGACGACUAGGGGAGAAGUGUGAUCAGUGAACUCCGGCCUCUGGGAUCUCCCUGUGCGUAGUUACGUCUUCUGGGAUUUUGGUUUUUGUGAAAGAAGUUCUAUCUGAUCACUCCCUCGUGAGGAAGAAGAGAGUGAGAAGGGGCCGAAGUGGAGCCAGAGGAAAGGGGAAGGUUCUGACAUCAGCGAGGCAAAACAGCUGCCUCCUUCUCCCCCAUGGAGAAACGGCAAGGGGAGACUGAUGGAGCAAGAAGGGGGGAGAGAGAAAGAAAGACUGGAGCGUCUGUAAGUGUGCAGAGGGUGAGAGCACUGGUUUGGACCAUAGUUAGAUGAAGAGGGAGGGAGAGGGGAGGAAGAAGAGGGGGAGGAGGUAGUGAGUGUGCGCUCGCAUGUUUUCGGAGUGAGGAAAGCCAGAGAGCAAGGGACAGGGAAGAGUGUAAGAGGAGAGGGUAAGGGAAGAGGUGAGGGUCUGUGCUUGGUGCUUGGAAGGGAGAAGGAAGGAGAGGUGUGUGUGUGUGCAGGGGGGGGUCAUCUGGGGUGGAUUUCAAGACAGGACAAACUGUCACAGAGAGAGGCCGGUGUGUGUGUGUGUGUGUGUGUGUGGAUUCACUGGGGGAAAGAAGGAGCAUGUUGGAGAAGAAGACAUAAGGAGGCCCUUCAUGACAUGAAGCCUUGAAAGGAGGAAGAGGAGGCAGGAGGCAACACUUGACUUGAAAGAAGAGGAGAAAGUUUGGGUUUUUUGCCGGUAACAUGGGGUGCCUUCACAGCACGGGCACUGGCAGGAUAAAGAAGCGUGGACUUAGUACUGACCCAGGAGGGAUUCCUAUCACCACGGAGCCUGAGGUACACCCUGAAAUCCUGCAGCUGGCAGAGCUGGCCAAGGUUGGGAGUCACAUAUUCACCGAGAAGAACUUUAAAAAGAGACGGAUCUGUGAAGUGUGCAAGCACAACAUCAUCAACCCAGGAGCUUUCUGCAAAGAGUGCAAGGUUUCCAUUCACAAGAGCUGUCAACCCAAGGUGAGCCCUGCCUGCACACCGUCUUCAGAUCUGAGAGCUUCAACCAAAUCCAUGUCAUUUAAGAAGAGAGGCUCCUUACCAAGGAGCAGAAGUGCAGAGCAAGUGAUGGAGCACGUGAUGGAGCAUCACUACGACUUUGACCUCACCUACAUCACAGAGCGGAUCAUCUCGGUGUUCUUCCUGCCAGACCUGGAGGAACAGCGGUACCGUAGAAACCUACAGGAAGUGGCCUCCAUGCUCAAAUCCAAGCACCAAGACAAGUAUCUGCUACUGAACCUAUCAGAGAAGAGACAUGACAUCACCAGACUUAACCAAAAGGUGCAGGACUUUGGCUGGCCUGAUCUUCAUGCUCCUCCUUUGGACAGGAUCUGUGCCAUCUGUAAAGCAAUGGAGACCUGGCUGACCUCUGACCCCAGCAAUGUAGUGGUCCUCCAUUGCAAGGGAAACAAAGGGAAGACGGGGGUCAUUGUAGCAGCGUACAUGCACUACAGCAAGAUAUCUGCUGGAGCAGACCAGGCUCUCACCACCCUGGCCAUGAGGAAGUUCUGUGAAGACAAAGUCUCCUCUUCAGUGCAGCCUUCUCAGAACAGGUACAUCUACUACUUCAGUGGCCUGCUCUCAGGUACCAUCAAAAUGAACAGCAGCCCUAUGUUCCUCCACCAGAUCCUUAUUCCUUCAUUACCAAACUUCCAAACCGGAGGAGGUUUCUAUCCCUUUCUGAAAAUCUACCAGUCUCUUCAGCUGGUCUACACAUCAGGUGUAUAUGAUCCCCAGAGCUCCAGAGCGAGGAAGCUGUGUGUGACCAUGGAGCCAGCACUAUUGUUAAAGGGUGACAUUAUGGUGAAAUGCUUUCACCGGAGGAGUCGAGCUGCAGAGAGGGAAGUGAUUUUCAGAGUACAGUUUCACACUUGCACAGUGCACGGAGCCCAGCUGUGGUUCGGCAAGACUGAACUGGACCAGGCCAGCUCAGAUGACAGAUUUCCUCCAGAUGCUACUGUGGAGUUUGUCUUCUCCAACUGUCCGGAAAAAAUGAAAGGUCGAGAAUAUCGCAAGAACGACCCCUCUAUCAAAGUGGACUACAACACCGCGGACGCUGUGAUCAGAUGGGAUUCUUAUGAGAACUUUAACCUGCAUCAUCAAGACAGCAUGGAGAAUAUCGCUCACACGAGAGGCCCUCUGGACGGCAGUCUAUACGCCCAGGUGAGGAAAAGACGUCCUGGUUCCACCGCCGCAGCUGCAUCUCCUAACGGAUGCCUCACUAGCAGCCCAACAGUGAAGCCCCAGACUCACAGUCAGCCCGUGACUCCGACCUACUCCAGUUAUUCCAGUCGCUCCUCGCUGCCUGUGGAUCAUUUACACAGGAGCACUAACUGUCCAGAGAUAGAUUCAAAGAAUGCAGAUGAGGAGGAAAGAAGAAGAGAGAAGGCAAAAGGAAAAGAAAAAGACAGAGAGACUGCCAUCUUAGACGACGUCAACCCUCUAACUGGUUUAAGGCGAGAGCACUCGUGUUGCGGUCGAGUAAGUGCGAAGUGCGGUGAGGGGGGCUGGGAGAGGGAGCGAGGUUCCUGUCUCUCUAAUGGUCACUGUCUGGCACAAUGUAACAGCAGCAAAAAGAAUCCAAAAAGUCAGACUCUGCCUGCUCUGCUACCAAAAUCUGUGUCUCCGUCACUGAAUUCAGCUCAAAUGGACUUCUGCCAUCGCCACAGUGCCCAUCCUUUACCAGAGUUACCAUGGGAACGUCCAGCUCCACCACCGCCACAGCCAUGUCUCCACAGGCCUUACUAUCCUUAUUCUGCCCCAGAACAUCCACACCCACACAGUCUCUCCCUCCCAAUGUCCAACAGACUCUGCAGCGGGGAAGAGUGUCAAUUCUUCCAUUAUACCAACCACAGUCCGUCCUCUCACCUCUCCCAUCCAUCACUGCCCACUAGUCCCUACAGGGAAAUGUUCUUCAGCUCUCCAACACAGUCCCCUGGUUGCCCUUGUAGGGAGUGCAGCAGCAGGAGAGAGCACCACUUGGACUCAGUCAGAACAUUCCAAGCACUACGCCCAGACCAAACAGAGAACCCACAAUGGUGUCAAGGAGCAGGAGUACAACAAACAAGAGAGGCACCUCCACUCUGGGAGAGUGAAAAUCCAUGGGACACAGUGAGAGAGACAGAUUUCUGGCAGUGUAAAUCUGCCGCGCCUUCUUUCCGGGGCUUCCACCCCUCUCUGGGUCAGAGUCCAAACCAGGAGCAACCUAGAAUUGCCAUUGCACCUCACCAGAGCUACCAUACUCCCCAGUCUGUAGUGGAUGUACGGGACGGAGCCAGCAGUGGGUACCACACUCCUCCACCCCGACACUCCUGCCCCUGCGCCCCUUAUCAGGCCUCCCCAUCAGAGAGCCAUGAGAGCCGAGGGUAUGCCUCAGGAUACCAGUCUGAAUCAGCAUCACCUCUGCUGGCCAGCAGUCCAUCUCCUGGGAGAGGCAAACUGCCAGAGACCCCCUCCAGGUCCAGUGAACAGCAUCAUGAAGUGAGAAAAGCAAAAGAAGUUGUGGAGGAUAACAUCUCUCAGGGUUCAGAGAAUAAGUCCGAUUCCAACGGCCCGUCCAGCACACCAGGACUGGACUCCGAUCAUGAUUACACACUGAUUGGUGGCAGCAGUCCCACACACACAGAAGACAGCGUUGCAGCUGACAGCCCUCCUCAAAGCCAGGAAACGUCCGUGCAACCAGAGCCCACAACAAGUAGCAACCAAAGCACUCUAGCACCAACAAACAUACAGACUCAGGUCUUCAGCUCACCACCAAACACCACCACACAGCCACUAAAUCAACAGAGUUUGAGUCCUGACAAAACCAGCGGUGCAGCCAGGACCACAGGGGGUGCAGAGCGAUCUCAACAGUCACAUUCUUCCAGUUAUGUUCCCAUCAUCAUCCCUCCUGUCCAAAUGCAGCUCAAUGGUUCAGCCCUAGCCUGCGAUACGUCACCAGAGUCAAGCAGCAGUGUGACCCUAAACACCACCAUCAGUCUCACUUCCAGCCCUGCAACCACUUCACCGAAUUCCCCAAUUAGCUCUCCAGAGCCUCACUCUCCUCCCCAGUGCUCCUCAUUAUCCACAGACACAGCAGGGCACAGACUAACUCCAGACAGAGACAGCUCAGCUGACAAGCCUCCAUCACCCGUACCAGAUGGUUAUAACACACCCACCUUUCCCCUAGCCUCCUAUUAUUACCAGUUACUGAAUGUGCCUCACGUGCCAUACACGGGCUACACAGCCGUCACCAUCCCUGCCAUACAGCCACCUCUCCCAGAGAAAAAACGCCUUUCCUCCUCAGCCGGGUCCUUGAAUGGACAUAACACUCUUCAGAGAGUCAGCUCGGCUCCUUCCCCGACACCCCACGUUACCUUCUCUACGGCUAUUGGGACGCAGAGACGAGGGUCCGCACAAGCAAACUACAAGGACAAAGCAGAUGUUAGGGUAAAUUCCAAGUUUGUCCAGGAUAGCUCCAAGUACUGGUACAAGCCUGGCAUCUCCAGAGACCAAGCUAUAGCUGUGCUAAAGGACAAAGAACCCGGAACUUUCCUCAUCAGAGACAGUAAUUCUUUCCAGGGAGCCUACGGUCUGGCCCUUAAAGUGGCCACUCCUCCUCCCAGUGCCAGUGCCUGUGGCCUUAAAGUGGAUCCUCUGGAACAGCUAGUGAGACACUUCCUCAUUGAGACUGGUCCACAGGGAGUGAAGAUCAAGGGCUGUCAGAACGAGUCCUACUUCGGAAGUUUGUCUGCUCUGGUGUACCAGCAUUCAAUCACUCCCAUCUCUCUACCCUGUGCUCUUCGGAUCCCGGAAAAAGAUCUAGUUGGGGAGCUACAAGAGGUGCAGAGUUCAACAAGCACCAGCACUGCAGCUGAUCUCCUCAAACAAGGAGCAGCCUGUAACGUGCUCUACCUGAACUCUGUGGAAACGGAAUCUCUCACGGGACCUGAGGCUGUUUCCAAAGCAACCAAAUGCACUUUGUCUCUAAAUCCACGUCCGGUGGCAACAGUGGUCCACUUCAAAGUGUCUUCUCAGGGCAUCACUCUAACAGACAACAAACGAAGGUUGUUUUUCAGGAGACACUAUCCACUCAGCAGUGUCACAUUUAGCAGUCUUGACCCUCAAGACAAGAGGUGGGCUAAUUCUGAUAGCGCAUCAUGCAAAAUGUUUGGCUUUGUGGCCCGGAGAACAGGCAGUGCUACAGAAAACGUCUGUCACCUGUUUGCAGAGAUGGACCCGGAGCAGCCGGCUGUGGCCAUCGUCAACUUCAUCAACAAAGUCAUGCUGGGACCACAGCUCCGUAGAUAAGAUCAGACUGACUGGAGAACUGGAAACCUUUGGAAGAGAAAAUGGGAGAUUAUUUUUGUCAUGUGUGAUUAUGUAUGUGUGUGCACGCACAACUGUUUUUGUUUGCACUCUCUUUUUUUACAUCACUGUGUUGAUGUGUGUGGCUGUGUCUAAAAGAGAUUUUGUUUCUGUUCAUAGACCGUGUAUUAAAAGUCUCCCGGUUGUAAAAUAAUCCCCAGACUUGCAGUUUAACCGGCGCCAUGUCAGUUGUGUUAAUGUCAAUGUCAGAAAUGUCCCUUGCAACCAUGCUUUAAUAGGACAGAAUGAACAAUCAGUUCAUGUUUUUGACUCAUAUGUUCUGGAGUUUGUUGGACAUUAUUCUCAAUUAGAUUACAAUUUAUAUAACUGACAUUGCGAUUUUUAAAUGACGACGACCAGAAACGCAGAUAAAAGCAUGCAAUGUCCUCAGGAAACUGUGUAAUAAAGUUACAGACCAAAUGAGGAGGCUUGUUCUCCCAUAAACUCACCAUUCAUAAUCACUAUUUGGACCUAAGAACUUAUUGCCUUGGUUACAUCGACUUCAAAAUGUAGUGGUGUAAGUCUGAAAGAACUACGAGAGACGGUAGAACAUCAAACAUCAAAACAUGAUUUUAAAAUCUAAUUAGUUUUCAUUAACCCUCAGAAAUGAACAAGUUUAAAAAUACGAACCUAACGUUCAAUUUCUAUCCAAACUUGAAUGGAAACCUGUUAAAAUUUUUGAAGCAACGCCCGAGGUUCUUGAUUUAGUAACAUCAGAUUUUUUUUCUUUUCUCAAAACUGGAAAAACAAUUGAAAGGAACUCGAUUUUAGUCCUGAAAUGAUGCAGGUUGUUACCCGGUGCUACACAAACACUGCUAGUAGAUCUGUUCGAACCUAAAUGUUGACCUAUAGCUUUGUCAAAGAUUGUGUUUUCAACUUGUCUUUGGACUUUUUUUUCUUACUUGUAUGGUCUUGUUUAUGUAUAUGAGAUGCCAAAGACCAGUAUUGGUAGCAAUUGCCUAAAGAUUUAUAAAGUUUAUUUGGGGAUAUUGUUACAUUUUGGAGGUCCAGUUUAUAACACUUAGGAGGAUUUAAUGCAAGUUUUUACUCUAAAUGCCUUAAAUCAUUUCUACAAGUGUAUGAUACUUCAAAAUGAACAUUGAAGAGUUUUUGGAGCCUUUAUAAAAAGCUUUCAUGUUUACUAUAAAACUUGUUAAGGAUAUUUCUACAGCAGCUGAAGAAGGCAAAAGUGUCAGUGUAGGUGUUUUGUGUUUAAAAAAAAAUCACUUUCUGAGCACAUAUAACAAAAUAAGUUUUGUUUUGUUUUGUUUUUUGUUUUUGUUUUGUUUUUUUGUGAAGUCUAAGAUAAGGACACCAUACAGUAGUUUUGAUGAGGCCCACUUUGGAAUGCACAGUUUAAACAAUAGAAGUCAUUGUUUCUUUUAUACUGAAUCUGUAAACAUGACAGUCUACUAAUUACACAUUUUAAAGUGUCUUUUUUAUUAAGCAUGUCAGAAAAAAUAAUAAUAUGAUCAAAAUGGCCAGUAAUAUCACAAUCAGGGGAACGAAUGGACAGGAAAUAUCUCUGUGUCUACGUCACAUGUCAGGCUUGGGUGACAGUGUUCCAGAAAGUCUUUGUUUGGAAAAGAAUUGGAAUGAGGUAUUUUAUAAGUGAAUACGUGGGGUGUUGGGUCAAGCAAGUGUUUAAGGCAAAAGGGGUUGUGUAUUUUGAAUACGUAGAUGAUGACGAUAAGUAUUUUUUAUUGAAGGGACUACAGAUGUAGUAAUAGACUGAAGAGCCACAAAGGCCAUAACUGAAACUACUACCAAAAGUAUUUUUGUACUUUCAUUGGAGUACUGAGGUAGUGUAACGCUAAACUGUAUUGGUUAAGAAGAGUAAGAUGAUUCAACAUUAAUCCAAUUUAAGGACAAAGAAGCAGCUAAAGAAAGAUAGACCUUAAACAGUGAACUGUUUCAAGGUUAGAACAGGACCUGAUUUUAGACUUUUUUUUAAAUCUAUUUGAGUUAACUGUCUGAAAGUAAUAACAGCAUGAAAUUACUCAAAUAAUUGCAACGAUGUUCUAUUAUUCUAUUUGUGUGUUUUUAUAAAGCCAAGACAGUAUUUAGAUAACAUUUGAAUAAUUGUAUUUUUUUCACAUUGGGUUUUUAUGUACAAAAAGUAAUAUAUUUUAAGCUGUGGACUGUUUAUGAGAGAAUACACCAGAUUUGUCAAGUUUGACACAAAAAGGCAAUAAAAUCAGGUAAAACUGC
Messenger RNA from Cynoglossus semilaevis (tongue sole), 9138 nucleotides. RefSeq names its product tensin-2. Bases 2278 to 6870 code for a protein of 1530 amino acids. The record is from RefSeq and is a predicted model, not a curated record. The transcript has 27 exons. Gene Ontology annotation, biological process: peptidyl-tyrosine dephosphorylation. Gene Ontology annotation, molecular function: protein tyrosine phosphatase activity; protein binding. NCBI's taxonomy places the organism in Eukaryota, Metazoa, Chordata, Actinopteri, Pleuronectiformes, Cynoglossidae. Gene Ontology annotation, cellular component: focal adhesion.